UUAUUUGGCAACGCAUGGUUGUCACGAUAUGUAUUGAAGACUUAUAUGUAAAGCUAAUGUUUGGGAGAUAUAUCAGGUUUAAUGACCUUUUCAAGAAAUAUCUCUUAGUGUAUAGGAAACCCAUUCCGACAACUUUUUCGGUGUAUAUGGUUCUUCAUAUCAUAAACGUCAUAUUUGGACGGACUGGAAUUUAUUUCGACUGCUUACAUGAAUCUUUCUUAAACGUCGCAACAACCCAAAUUUACGUUAAGUGGACCUUUUAUUUCAAGCAUAUAUGGAUUAUCGAAAGAAACAAUGGAAUACUUGAUGUUGUUUGAUUAUCAAAGAGCAAAAUGUGAGUAAAAAUCAACCAGAAAUAAUAUUCACGUGCCUAAUCUUAUUCACACAAUAUGUCGGCUCGUCCGGGGCCUAGUCAUGGAAACCGGGUAUCCCCAGCGGCUCCGAUGACGCCUGCUACACCACAGACUCCAGCAACGCCGACGAUUAGGAUAGAAAUACCCCGUGAGGAAAAGCAGGAAGAAGACGAGUACCGAUUUCUUUACCCUCCAGUACCUCUCAACAUCGCUCAGGCGUGCUUUGUGAUGAACUGUGUUCUACCAGGCUCAGGGACAUUUGUGAUGGUUUUUGCGGUGUGUUGCUGCGCCGACACACACCGCUGGACGGGAGGGGACAAGUGUUUUGCAGUAUUCUUUGCUCUUCUUAUCGCUCUUCUUCAAGUGGCUCUGGCGCCCAUUAUCAUCGGCUGGGUGUGGAGUGUCAUUUGGGGAGUCAAAUACGUCUAUCAUGCAAGAUUGCGCUAUGAGACCGAACAAGAAAGUGAUUAUGAAGACGACGGACCAACAGAGCUACCGUAUCGCCGGAAACAAAGCCUGCGACCACACUUGUUCAUUGACCCAUCCGAAACAAGGCCCUCAACGUCAUCUUCGGUCAGCAGCAACGGGAAGCGGGUCUCUUUUGCACCGGGUGGUAGCCAGACAUUAAAAACUGACAGAGACAGUGAUAGUGGGGUGCCACCGUCACCAUUUCCCUACUUGGAGCCGAAUGAUGUUCCGCCGUCUCCGAUCUUACCCGACACUUACCGACCGCCAACAGGUCGGUCUGUGUCAACGGCCAGUAUAUGAUCGUGAAAUCAUCACUCGGACACUUUUCAUUGGGAUUAAUACGUUUAGUGUACAUACUAUUUUUAUAAAUAUUUUUGUGUUUUAAAAUGUCGUGUAUAUGGCCUUGGCAAAGGGCAAUUAAUGCGACUAUUAAAUGAUAUGGCUGUGACAGAAACACUUUGAUACAUACUAUGGAGUCAGUUCAACGCAAAUUGGACUACAUCGUAUUAAGCGACAUCUAGAGUUCACCUCUACUUGCAUGGAAAAGGGUGUUACAAGACGAGAAAUGCUAUUAAAUGAUCGUUAAAUUUUAAUGUGAUUGACAAAUUAAAGGAUCGAGUCCAACAUACAUGUAAAUAUGUGGUCAACCUCCUGAUGUUAUCUCAGAUACAGAGCUCCUACUGGCAUAUAUAUAAUAUAAUGUACAUUGGUAAUGGCUGCAGAUGUGACGAAGGUAUUAUGAAUUAAGUUUAAUUCGUAACCUCCUUGGUAUGAUACUAAUUAUGCAUCGUGAAUACAAUACAAUCAUCUGAAGGCA
This is a messenger RNA of Lineus longissimus, 1638 nucleotides long. Its product is annotated as protein SPEC3-like. The record is from RefSeq and is a predicted model, not a curated record. The transcript has 4 exons. NCBI's taxonomy places the organism in Eukaryota, Metazoa, Nemertea, Pilidiophora, Heteronemertea, Lineidae. Bases 390 to 1121 code for a protein of 243 amino acids.